Strigops habroptila (Kakapo) is the source of this 5595-nucleotide messenger RNA. It is a transcript of the gene OXCT1, whose product is annotated as 3-oxoacid CoA-transferase 1. Gene Ontology annotation, cellular component: mitochondrion. Bases 242 to 1801 code for a protein of 519 amino acids. The record is from RefSeq and is a predicted model, not a curated record. The transcript is spliced from 17 exons. Gene Ontology annotation, biological process: ketone body catabolic process. Lineage: Eukaryota; Metazoa; Chordata; Aves; Psittaciformes; Psittacidae. Gene Ontology annotation, molecular function: succinyl-CoA:3-oxo-acid CoA-transferase activity.
GCGGCUGUCGCGUCCAUGGGGGCUGCUGCCUUUCCUCCGACGGCGGCCCCCCGCGUCCCUCCAUCGGCCCCGCCUCGGUCGCAGCCGACGUCAGGGCCGAGCCCCUCACCCUCCCUCCUUUCCGCCGUCCCGCCCGCCGCCGCUCCUCUCUCCCGGCGUCGGGCAGCAGCAGCCGCCGCCUCGGCCCUGCCCCGCUGCCUGCCCCUCCGCUCCCCUUCGCCGAGAGCCCAGCAGCGCGAAGAUGGCGGCGUACAAAUUCCUCCUCCCGCCGCUCCGCCGCCGCAUCCUCCUUUCCGCCGCCCGCGCGCGGGGCGCCGCGGCUGAGAUUUUUGGAUGCUAUUUUUCCACCAGCUGUCAUCGCAACACCAAAUUUUACACUGAUCCUGUUGAAGCUGUAAAAGAUAUACCCCAUGGGGCAACUAUACUUGUUGGUGGUUUUGGAUUGUGUGGGAUUCCUGAAAACCUCAUUGCGGGUUUACUGAAGACUGGGGUAAAGGGAAUAACAGCAGUCAGUAAUAAUGCAGGCGUUGACAAUUUUGGACUUGGUCUUCUGCUUCAGACUAAACAGAUAAAACGCAUGGUGUCAUCAUAUGUCGGAGAGAAUGCUGAAUUUGAACGCCAGUAUUUAUCUGGUGAGCUUGAAGUGGAGCUUACACCUCAGGGUACGCUUGCUGAACGUAUUAGAGCAGGAGGAGCAGGAAUCCCAGCAUUUUACACCAGUACUGGCUAUGGGACGCUGGUGCAGGAAGGGGGUGCUCCUAUCAAAUACAACACGGAUGGCACCAUUGCUAUUGCCAGUCAGCCAAGAGAGGUGCGAGAGUUUGAUGGCCGUCACUUUAUUCUGGAGAAGUCAAUUACAGGAGAUUUUGCUCUUGUGAAGGCAUGGAAGGCUGAUCGUGCAGGCAACAUAAUUUUCAGGAAAACUGCAAGAAACUUCAACCAGCCUAUGUGCAAAGCUGCCAAGACAACUGUGGUAGAGGUAGAAGAAAUUGUUGAUAUAGGAGCAUUUGCCCCAGAAGACAUUCAUGUUCCCAAAAUCUAUGUUGAUCGUCUGAUACAAGGAGAGAAGUUUGAGAAGAGAAUUGAACGCUUAUCAAUUCGAAAGCCUGAAGACUCAAAGGCCAAACAAAAACAAGGAGACAAUGUGAGGGAGAGGAUCAUCAGACGGGCUGCUUUAGAGUUUGAGGAUGGCAUGUAUGCUAAUCUGGGUAUCGGAAUCCCACUGUUGGCCAGUAACUUCAUCAGUCCAGACAUAACUGUUCAUUUACAGAGUGAAAAUGGAGUCCUGGGUUUGGGUCCUUAUCCGCUAGAAAAUGAAGUAGAUCCAGACCUGAUUAAUGCAGGUAAGGAGACAGUCACUGUUCUUCCAGGUUCUUCCUAUUUCUCUAGCGAUGAAUCAUUUGCAAUGAUAAGAGGAGGCCAUGUUGAUUUGACAAUGCUUGGAGCUAUGCAAGUGUCUAAGUAUGGUGACCUGGCCAACUGGAUGAUUCCUGGUAAGAUGGUGAAAGGAAUGGGAGGUGCCAUGGACCUGGUAUCCAGUGCACAGACCAAAGUGGUUGUCACCAUGGAGCACUCAGCCAAGGGCAAUGUCCAUAAAAUCUUGGAAAAGUGCAAUUUACCACUUACUGGGAAACAAUGUGUAAACCGCAUCAUUACAGAGAAGGCUGUGUUUGAUGUGGACAAGAAGAAGGGCUUGACCCUUGUGGAAAUCUGGGAAGGACUGACAGUGGACGACAUCAAGAAAAGCACUGGCUGUGACUUCGCAGUUUCGCCAAAACUAAUACCAAUGAGGCAGAUUUAAACAUGAAAUACAGACUGGGCUUAACUUGCCAGAAGGCUUGUUUCCAAACAGGAGCUCAGUGAAGAGAAAUCGAUGUCUGUUUUGCAAUUUUUCUUGUUCUUUGUCUUCUUUUUUUUUUAAGGGCUUUGUAAGUAGUUUCCAGGUAGUUAAACUCAGGCUAUGAUUAUCAGAAUUGUAUUUUACUUUCAUUACAUUACCAAUUUUAAUGGAAAGGUGAAUUUAUUCCCAAAAUUUUGAAUGAUGUUAUGCUAAAAUGUUAACAUUGUCAAAAACCAACAACAAAAAAAAAGCCUUGUAGUCUCUCUGCCAAAUAUUACAUUUUUUACACGAAACCAGAAAAUGUCCAUGCAAACUUACAAUUGCUUCUGCUUUUCCUGAUGUCAUUAAACUUACAAGUCACUCCAUUGCUCUGGAACUACAGUACUUAGGAUGUCCAUUCUCCUGUACCUGUAAAGGUGUGUUGUUUUUUUCUAGAGUGGUCUAGAGCAAAUGUACACAUCUGUAGAGAGAUAUCAGGAAUAUGGACUUCCCUCUUCCUGAACCUUUCAUGAGUGACAAAACUCUUUAUACUGGUGGAAAUAAGUAGGUCCUUAGCCCUGAAUGUAUCUGAUAUUUCACAGUAUGUGUCUGUUGACAUUAAGAGUCCUACACCUCCCGCAGUCCGACUCUGAUCCCUUAUAAUUAAAUCACACAAACUGGAAUGGGGCUAAUGUGAAGGAGGAGGAUUAAAGUCUCUAUCCCCAUGCAGACACAUGGUAGCUGCACAACUGUCCCACUUGUACCACUCUUACUUUCCAGAUACAAUCCUUCUCCCUCGCCCCCAUUCAAAGGCAAAUUAAGAUUGUUUCUGGAGUGAGGUCUGUCCUUGCAGUGUUACACAGAGAAAUGGGAAGAUAAUGUUCUGGGCACUUGGGAGAUUCUUUUGAAGGGAAUACAAUUGGUGAAGUGUAAAAGCAUUAAGUUUGCACCACUUGUCAAUCAAGGAAUCAACAAAAAUUAAACAGUUUGGAACUUGAACUCAUGAUAACUAGAAUGAACACCAUGAGAGAAUCAAAAUGAAAAGUCAUUCUCUCAUACUGGUUCUGCUAUUUGAUAAAGAUUUUCCUUUCCCUGUUAUUAAUUACAAAAUUACUAUUAUUUUUGCAAAUAGGUAACAUGACAGCAUUAGAUCUCACAUCCCAGAUCAGCACAAUAUGUCUUUAUUAUACAGAUCAUAAAUUGACUGGAGAUCUGCAUUUACUAAAAUACAGUGUUCUCUACAAGUAUAAUGGUUUCUGUCAUUCAUGUAAAUAGGAACAUGUUAAACACUUCAGUUAAAAUAGUUCCUGACAUAAUGUUUGGCAUCAGGACUGGAGCAGACUAAGUGACUGAAAAACAUGUGAAAUGUCGAUGCACAAAUGAAUAUGUAUAUAUAUAUAUGCCUAUCAUACCUGUGAUAAGCAGUAUGGGGAUAUGGUAUGGAAGGCAUUCGAAUACUAGAUAGGUGAGGUAUUCACCAUAGACAGUGUUUGUUGUGGAAAGAGUGUAACUCAUUUCUAGGGAACCAAAAAUUGAAUAUGAAAAUCCAGCAAUGUUUAGCUCCUGUACUAGCCUUUGUACUGCAUUUUUCCAGUCUAAAAUAAGAAAUGCUUCUCUUUUAUGGGACAAUUUUAACAUUUGUCUUGAUCCACACAUGGAUUUUAUAGCAGUAAAACUGUUUUAAUUAGAGAGCUUAUUUUGUUUAGUUACACUUACUCUAAACAGUUCUUUUAAAAUCUCUUGUCAAUACCAGAAUAGGUUAUCCCUCUUCCCACAAAGGAAUAAACAAAAUGCCUUUGCAAGCACUUCUAUGCUAGUGCAGAAUUUGUACUCCCAUAGUACCAAGUUGUAUGACCAGACCUGGUGGGUGCUAAUGGGUGAUAGGCCUUUGUACAGCCUGAAUGUGUAGGCAAUGCCUGAUGCUGAGCCCAUGGCAAAGAAACGUGUUGUACAAAGGCUAGCGCUAAACAUAUGCUAGGGAUUUUGCUGAUAGCUAAUUUGCAUGCAAGACUUGAAACUGCAUUGAUCAAAGUGCUUUAGAAUAUCUUAACACAGGAUUAGCACAAGUUAGUUUUUACCUAGAUUUAGUUUUCACCUAUUAUUUUCUCUGUUUAGGUGUAUUUGCUAUGUUACUCACUCAUUCCAAACAAGUGAUAUUCUUAAAGUUUGGCCAUUUCUUUUGCUAUGGAGGUGGUCUGAAGUUCUGCUUACAGAGGUUUUGCAGAUUAAAAUUCUCUAUAUAACAAAAGUUGACUCCAAUCAGUAUGAAACAGUUUUGGUUUUGGAUAGAGCAGACCAGAGGCCUCUUCCCAAUCCAUAAAGACACUUCAGUGACAAUUCUAACCCUUGUGGAGUGCUGUACACAGCAAAAGGUGCCUGCCUUUGCCUUCAGGGCCAAGGAUGGGUGAAAAGCUGCUCUGAUGGGAUAUGUGUGAUCCCUCAAGGUGUCUUGUUCGUCGUCCCUCAAAGGUCUCAUAAAGAAUACCCAGAAUGGAUGCUGGUUUUAGGGGAGUAUAAAAACUAUUAUACAGGGGAAGGGAGUAACUGUCAAUGAAUCCAAACAAACAAAAAAAAAAAAAAAUUAUGUAUUUAAAUAGCUGGGAAGUCUUUAAGAAAUCUAUAAGUGAAAUGUGGAUCUGUUGCAAUUACCUCUGCUAUAUUAGUUGUAGGACUGAUAAGUUAAUUGCAGCGAACUUUUAUUGACAUAUAUAGAGUACAAGAGAAGUGGUUAAGGGCAGCAUCAGGAGUAUGCUGCUUCUGCCAUAGAACUAUGCUUUGCUGGCAUACGCACAGAAGCCAUAUCUGUUAUUAAUGUAUGGCUAUAAAAAGACUGAUGACCUGAUGUCUGGGAGUUUAGCACCUUGGUUUCUGAUGCAAAGAAUUAAGAGCCAAGAACUCCUGAGUUUCAGUUUUUCCAGUUCUCCACAUGCUGCCUUGAGAAAUGUCAUCUGUGCUCUCUGCCUUGUCUCCUGUUGCUGGAAAAGGAGAUGUUUUAAUUCCUACCUCACAGGGAUGUUGUGAGAAAUAACCAGCAAAGGUCUGUGCAACAGGUUAUUUUUUCUCUUCAGCUUGCAGAUCGCACUUGACCAAGAGUUCUGUGUCUUCCCUUGUUUGUAUCAGUGUUAAUUCAAAAGAGUGAACAUCACUGUAGUGCUGAAAACUGGGGAAGAAAGGAGAAAAGGCUAUCUCCAUAUAUAAGUGGUGCAAAUAUCUGCAUGUCACCCUUGAAUUUUUUUAUCUUGAGAGCAAUAUGCUGUGGUAGAAUAUUGGUAUUGUUAUGAAAAUCUCAUGUGUCCGCACAAGCUAAUUGCAACAAGCUGUGACUCCAGUUUUUUAGUUAAUUUGUAAAGUAGGAUUAGAUAUUAAAGCACUCCUAAGUAUCUCUCUCUCUGUGGGGGCAAGUGUGGUUUGUAGGUGAGGUUUACUCUGAGCAGUAGUUGCGAUGAUCGGUAUUACACGGAUGAGAGUGUCUCAUUCCUCUUCAGUGGUUGAUGAUAUCCAUGAAUGUUUAUUUGGGACGUCACUAAGAUAUCCUGUGCUUGACAGCACUUCACAAGACAGGACAGUUGAUAUCAUUUGUCCUGAAGAAGAUGAUGAUUCUGCUAUAUUAUCACAUUGGACUUAAGUUUAUAUUUUAUUGACUCUUGCCCUGAAAAAGCAAAAAAUGAAAUAUUAUAGAAAAUGUAGUUGUACUGUAAACUCUGCAAACUAAAUGUUGAAGUCCUUCUAUGUAUUUGAAAAACAAUCAAUAAAAUAAAGAUUAAAAAUCUUGGGUU